AUGAAGGUAACCCUUUUCGAACCUCCGCCGAAGGAUCCGUCCAAAUCUCAUAUAGAGAAUAUCCUCGAGUUGACCCCCGUGUCUGACUUUGGGCCGGACGUGUUCACGAACACCCGUCCACUGUGGCAUCCGCCGGGUGCCCGUGGAAUCUACGGUGGUGCUGCUAUCGCUCAAUGUCUUGCUGCUGCCCAAUUAACCGUUGACCCUGAAUUUUCACCGCACAGCAUGCAUUGCUAUUUCGUGCUGGCCGGUGACUCUGAAAUUCCCAUCAUAUACCAUGUCGAACGGGUCCGGGAAGGACGGUCCUUUGCGACUCGAACCGUACAAGCACGCCAAAGGGGCCAACCCAUUUUCACCACGACGAUAAGUUUCGACCGUGAGGGAGGCGGCGGCAAGAAAAAAGUCGAACAUAGCACGAAGAAACCGGAUGUAGCACUGCCACCUUCGAACGGGAAUACUGUCGACAGAGGCCCUUUUGAGACGAGAAGGGCUGGGAUUCUUAAUAGAACCUCCCCCAACGCGGAGCAAAAAGCAAUCCAUCAAUUCAUUCGAGCGCGAGGCACCAUCACUGGCGGUCGGAAAGCCCACCUUUCUGCGUUAGCAUACAUGUCCGAUAGCUACUUCAUCGGCACCGUUGCGCGAGUCCAAAACAUUCCCCGUUUCGCAUCCCCCAGUGCCCUAAAAGCAGCCAUCUGCAAGCUGAAAAAUCCUUCUGAUCUGGACAUCGAGGAAAUCGAGAGAUCCACCAUGGAGCUUGCGCGGCAAGAAGCUGCCGAAUUUUCGGCUGGGUACGCGCAACAACACAGUGAUGAUACCUCGCAUGAACCACCGCGGGAGAUGGGCAUGAUGGUCAGUUUGGAUCAUACAAUCUACUUCCACAGUCGUGGAGGGUUUAGGGCCGACGAAUGGUUGUUCACCGAAAUGACUAGUCCAUGGGCAGGCGACGAGAGGGGACUGGUUAUGCAGAGGAUCUGGGCGCAAGAUGGGACGUUGGUGGCUACAUGUGUGCAGGAGGGCGUUGUGCGCUUGAAACAAGACAGCCUCAACAAGGCAACAAAACUGUAA
Messenger RNA from Histoplasma mississippiense, 1065 nucleotides. RefSeq lists its product as hypothetical. The record is from RefSeq and is a predicted model, not a curated record. Gene Ontology annotation, molecular function: fatty acyl-CoA hydrolase activity. The transcript is spliced from 4 exons. Bases 1 to 1065 code for a protein of 354 amino acids. Gene Ontology annotation, cellular component: peroxisomal matrix. Gene Ontology annotation, biological process: acyl-CoA metabolic process; fatty acid catabolic process. NCBI's taxonomy places the organism in Eukaryota, Fungi, Ascomycota, Eurotiomycetes, Onygenales, Ajellomycetaceae.